Messenger RNA from Strongylocentrotus purpuratus (purple sea urchin), 3212 nucleotides. Its product is annotated as leucine-rich repeat and immunoglobulin-like domain-containing nogo receptor-interacting protein 1. Lineage: Eukaryota; Metazoa; Echinodermata; Echinoidea; Camarodonta; Strongylocentrotidae. Gene Ontology annotation, molecular function: protein binding. The record is from RefSeq and is a predicted model, not a curated record. Bases 389 to 2308 code for a protein of 639 amino acids. The transcript is spliced from 2 exons.
UGGUAAAACGAGCAGAUUUUAAAGCACGUAAAUAUUGAUCGACCGGACUUUGGACUUUGCCUAUUAAUCAAACCACGAACGUUUCCGCGGUUCCUAGCUAACCGCGUGUCCUGCCAAAGAUAUCGCUUAUCUAUUUGCGAUCUACAAAUACAAAUAUUGUUAUGAUAUUAAUGAGCGAAGGCCUUUUCCGAAACAUUUGCCAUCGCAGUGCAUUAGAUUAGUCUACAUACUGUGUUACAGCCAAUCACGUUUAUUGUCUAUUAUUGAGGAAGUCAUCGAGGAGCUUUUGUAAUAAACAGACCAAAGGAGCAGCUAAAUAGGUAGUCCCUCACGCCUGAAGUCAUAUUUUAUUUUUGUCUGCAGCCUACAUCCUAAGUCCAAGAGAACAAUGGACGGUCCUGUAAGAGGUAUACUGAUGGCAUGCAUCUUCUUCAAAUUCAUUAUAUCUGCUUCUCCGUGUCCACCUAGAUGUCAGUGUGACACCAACCAGAUGGUCUCAUGUGCCGGAAGUAAUCAAACGGUCAUACCGGGUGACCUCCAAAACUCGACAAGAUUCCUAUACCUUGAGAGGAACAAUAUUGAACUCAUCCGAGAGAAUACUUUCUCAAGCUUACACCAUCUUGAAGAACUUGUCCUUGCGCAGAACAAACUUUACGAAAUAGAGAGUGGAGCUUUCACCGGGUUGUCCAAUUUGGACAAACUCUUCUUGGAGGAGAAUUCGAUUACAAUAUUGCCUCCAGGGAUCUUUGCUCCAUUGGUCAGGCUGACCGAGCUCCACCUAGGUGGCAAUCGCUUCCCGGUGAUUCCUCGAAACCUGUUUGGGUCGAUGCCUUCGCUUGAACGCUUGUUUGUUGAAGGUAACCAAGUGAAUCUAACCAUCGAGUCCGAAGCUUUUGAUGGACUAGGAAACCUGAUGGAACUGUCGCUUCGGUCAAGUCGGAUCCAGAGGCUUUCACAUGGCAUGUUUAGUGGUCUCCUGAAUCUAGCCCGCCUAGAUCUCAGCUUAAAUACCUUUGGUUCUUUCACAACGGACGUCAGGAAAGAUCUGCAACACCUUAAAGGUAAGCGAGACUCCCACACGGAGCUGACGACGCUUGCAGAGGGGACCUUUGCGGAUCUCAAAAGCCUCGUCGACCUGAACAUGAGCUCGUGCUCUUUGAAAGCCAUCAACAGAAAUAUCUUCAAGGGUUUAACUUCACUCAAACAACUGUACCUUUCGGUGAAUCAAUUGCGUGGUAUAGAUGAGGGAACCUUCUGCGAAUCACUGAAUCUGGUACUACUUGAACUUGAUGGAAACCCACUAGAGAAUCUUGAAGCCGGUUCAUUUAGGUGUCUGUACCGGCUUGGUUAUUUGAAUCUUAACCAUACUGAAUUUAAUCGCAUUGGAGAGGGGUUUUUCAAAGAGCUAAAUGAACUGGCCGUGAUCUCCCUGAGCAGUAGCGGUAUUGUUGAAAUAGCCGGCGAUGCUUUCCAGAAUAAAUCUAGACUGACUCGGAUAGAUCUGAAUGACAAUGGCAUAAAGAGUUUCAACACAAGUCUCUUCGAUGGAACUCGUAAUAUCAGAACGCUCCGCUUACAGAAUAAUCAAAUCAAAAGCUUGCCAGAGGAUAUCUUUAACGGUGUUUCUGGUCCUCUGAAUCUGUCACUGAAGGGGAACCCCUUGGUCUGUGAUUGUCAACUAGAUUGGAUCCCAGGGUGGUUGGUGAGGAAUGGAGGAACUCUGGACAGGUGCGAAUGUGAUCAGCCACCUGCCCUUCACGGAAUCCAUCUCGAUCGUGUCCCCUAUGAUGAUUUCCACUGCACACCAUACAUAGUCAACGAUCUUCCACACAUCUACAACGCAACACCGGGAGACAAACGGUUCGAGAUAGUCUGUCCUGUUAGUGGCAAACCGCCCCCUACGAUUACGUGGACGGUCCCGAAUGGAGAAACAAUGUCUAAGAAAACGGUCCCUGAGUACCCAAACGGCUUGUAUCGCGUCCGUGAAAACGACACCCUCGUCAUCAGGGAUAUAUCAUCAGCAGUUGAGGGGGAGUUUACAUGUGAGGCCAGGAAUAAUCUGGGACAUAUAUCCGUGCAGAUUGAGGUGCAGGUCGUUCAGAUAUCCAACAGCUGGAUGACAGCUUUCCUUGUCGUGAUGAUAGUCCUCUUCGUCAGCUGUGCUAUCUGUCUCCUGGUGACCUUCCUUGCGCCAUGGCGGCGUCGGAGGCGCAGAAGAGAGCUAACUCGGACACCAGCUCGUAGAGUUGAUCCGCGCUACGGUCCACUUAGCCCCAUAGCUGAAGGCAAUGAAACCGAUGAACUAUGAUGAAUCAACUGUAAUAUUCAAAUAGAUUGUAUUAUGUUUGUAUUGUAACUCCUUCAAAAAAAAAUUCUCCUUAAAGACUAAACACGCUCGAAAUGACUGGAGCAAGAAGGACUGUAUAUACAACCAUGUUUAAGAAAACGUACGUGUUAUUAAUGUUUGCAUUUGAUUGGCUGUGCGUGAGUUUGUUUUUGAAUUUUGUCACCUUUUAUUGACAACAAUUUAUAUGAAACAGGGGCCCUGGGUGUAAAGGAACCAGAUUCCCAUGAGCCCCUUGGUCCGCCCCUGGAUGUCAACAUGUUCGCUGAAAUAUCAAGCCUAGAAAUUGCAGUAACAACUAUACUAGUUUAGAACCAGUAUCACGUAGCUUGUGAUAAAUAUUAUGUACUUCUGUCAGAUUUUGUUCUUCCAACUAGAAACCCAAGUUGUCACUAAAGGCGAUUCCGUAUUCGACCCUUCCCCCAAAAAUGUUUUAAAAUCUUCUAGCCUAUCAAACAUGUCACUUUUAUAAUACUGCCAUAUUAAGUCCAUGUCUAAUCUCUACCAAUUUUUGGUUUGUUUUGAUAAACCGUGUCAAAUACAGAAACGCCCUAUUUCUAAUCAGUAAACAAAAGACCGCAUUUCCAUUUAAUUUGUAAAAUGUCCUCGUUUAGGCGAAUCAAAGUAAGUGAACCAUACUAAAUGUACCACGAAAAUACUCACACAAUACGCAUACACAGUGCUAAACUAUGACUCAUUAAAGAUCUGAGCUGUAUUUACAUUGCUCUAUUUUAUUGAUAUUAUGCACAUAAAUCACAUAUUGCCUCGUUUCUGGUAUUAUCUUAGUACAAUAACAAUAAAUCCUCAUAAUACACUAUGAAUAUGACGGACAAAGAAAGAGGACAAAAAAUACAGUUCCUCAUUCUAC